Rhipicephalus microplus (southern cattle tick) is the source of this 6636-nucleotide messenger RNA. Its product is annotated as WD and tetratricopeptide repeats protein 1. Gene Ontology annotation, molecular function: protein binding. Lineage: Eukaryota; Metazoa; Arthropoda; Arachnida; Ixodida; Ixodidae. Gene Ontology annotation, cellular component: Cul4-RING E3 ubiquitin ligase complex; cytoplasm. The record is from RefSeq and is a predicted model, not a curated record. Gene Ontology annotation, biological process: negative regulation of fatty acid biosynthetic process.
GUGGUGGUUUGAAAGGUGCCAUUUCGUCAGCUGUGUGGGGCUAGCUCACUACGUGAGGGACUUGUCCCUCAGUUUAGCGUGCCUGAUCCCUCCCGUUAGAGCGGCCUGAGAAGCUAGCCGCUCGUUGCCAGUGCAGGGGCGGGAUGAGCUGUGCGUGAUUGAUCCCCUGUCACCAUGGGGCACCGCUACGAAGAGAACAUCGUGCGGCUGCUUAGCGAACGACAGUUCAAGGACAGGAGUAUCACUCGUGUCCAGAGGAAGUUGCAGGUUACGGAGGAUCUGGUAGCAAGACUUGGUCUUGAAGCUGAACUUGAGGGUCAUGCGGGUUGUGUAAACUGCUUGGAAUGGAAUCAGAAGGGAGAGAUCCUUGCCAGCGGCUCGGACGAUGUACAGAUAAUGUUAUGGGAUCCGUUUCGACAUCGGAGGCUCCACACCAUUCCAAGUGGACAUCAUGGAAACAUAUUCUCAAUAAAGUUCCUGCCUUACUCUGGUGAUGGCCUGAUGGCUAGUGGAGCAGCAGACUUCAAGAUCCGUGUGCACGACAUUCAUGCACGAGAGACCACCAUGGUCUGCAGCUGUCACACGAGUCGAGUCAAACGACUAGCGACUGCAGCCAGUGUGCCCUUUGUGUUCUGGAGUGCUGCUGAGGACGGUGUCAUUCUGCAGUUUGACUACCGGAUGCCACAUCAGUGCACAGCGGAUGCAAAUCAUGUGUUAGUGAACCUUGGCUACCACCUGGGUCGCAAUGUGGAAGCCAAGUGUAUAGCUGUGAACCAGCUUCAACCGCACCUGCUUGCUGUGGGUGCCAACGAUUCAUACAUUCGUCUCUAUGACCGGCGUAUGAUAAACACCACCAAGCUCGCAAGGUUCAACAGUAGUUCUUCCAAGCCCGAUGCGGAGUCUGACAACCUCGCACCUGGCUGCGUAACUUAUUUUGCUGCAGGUCACCUUCCACUAAAAUACCCCAGGAAGAGGUAUCGCACGUUAGCCUCUACCUAUGUUGCCUUCAGCCCCGAUGGCAGCGAACUUCUAGCCAAUUUAGGUGGCGAGCAGAUUUACUUAUUUAACAUCAACCACCUGCGACAGCCAAAAAGCUUUGACCUUCAGAGCUUCACAUCAUCACUUCACUCAAAUGGGUUGUGCAAAAACUUGGCCGAGGGAGGCAGUAGUCCUGCAAAUGGAUUCAGCACCCACAAAAACGGCAUCUCCAAUGGAAUGGUUUCCAGUGGAAUGAAGCAGAAUGGAAUCCUUGCAUCCACAGACACUCCUCCCAUUUCAUCCAGUACAAAGUGGGGGCCUGCCAACAGCAAGCCACUGCCGCCCCGCGUAGAGGCCAUAAAAUGCAAAGCAAACGAGAAGUUUGGCAAGCAGAAGUACACCUUGGCCAUUAACCUCUACAACAAGGCCAUUGGCUUGGUGUCCGACUCACCAGUUCUGUACUGCAAUCGUGCAGCUGCCUUCAUGAAGCGAGCUUGGGACGGGGACAUGUAUGCUGCGCUGAGGGACUGUCACACGUCUCUACAACUGGAGGCAGACUAUGUGAAGGCACACUUGCGGCUGGUGCGCUGCCUGUAUGAGCUGCGCUGGACCAAGGAGGCCCUCGACUGCCUGCAGGCCUUCAAGUCGCGCUUCCCCGACUGUGCCCUCAGUCAGACAUGCCAGGCACUGGAUCGGGACAUCAAGGCGGCCAUAUUCUCCAAGACCGACAAUGACUCCGAGGAAGGCAGCCGGUCUGAAUCUCAAAGCUCUAAUGGCAGUGCCAACUCCAGCCCAAAGCACAGGAGGCAGCCCCAAAUCUCUGAGCAAGAAAAGGCGUGGCGCGCAGUGGCUUACGACUACGAGUUACGCUUCUGUGGCCACUGCAACACCACUACAGAUAUCAAGGAGGCAAACUUCUUUGGCAGUGCGGGUCAGUUCGUGGUGGCCGGCUCGGAUGAUGGCUCGUUCUUUGUGUGGGACAAGCAGAGCACAAACCUUGUUCGAGUCAUGCGGGGCGACGACUCUAUCGUAAACUGCCUGCAGCCGCACCCGAGCACCUGCCUUCUAGCCACCAGUGGAAUAGACCCUGUCGUCCGGCUGUGGAGCCCAAAGCCAGAGGACGGAAAGAAGGAAGACAGGGAAGUGAUCGACUCUGAGGACGCAGCCGUGGCAAAUCAGCGUCGGAUGAAUGCCGACCCACUGGAAGUGAUGCUCAUGAACAUGGGCUACCGUGUUCCCGGACUUUUAGAGUCCGACGAAGUGGAACUCGAGAGCCGGGUUGGGGAGCCCAACGUUGUCUCCUGUCGACCGAGCUAGGACAAUGCCGUCUGUCCCCUGUGGUGAAUGAAAUCUUCCAUGCCCAGCAUUUUCAUUGGUGCACAGAAUUGCACCGAUGGCACCGCAGCAACCUCCCCCUCACCUUCCCUAGUUUUAUUUUCGUCUCAUAAAAAGGCUUAGGGUUUCACUAACUGCUUGAUAAGUGGAACAGGGAUGACAUUGACGCUAAUAAAUUUGAAGAUGAAGAAAGAUUUGAUUGUCACACUUGCUGCAUGUCUUAAGAAGCUCCAGAAACUGCUCGUACUGUAGUUCACUAAAUUAUAGCUAGUUAAUCAUUAUUUUGAAGUGCAAAAGAAAGCCGGCUGUGAGAAGUGACAGUUUGUUUACAUGGCGAUGACAAAAUGUUGCCAUCACUGUGGAGUGUGACGAUGAAAUGUUCUGCUCAUGUGUGGUAUAGUGCUCACAAUCGAAAUUAUACCAAAAGUGUCGACCAGAAAUGAGGCAUCCAUAUGGGACCUGUCUGAAUAAUGCAAUGCUGAUACGAAAUAUGCCAUAGUGUCGUCCGCUUGGCGACAUGGUGGAUCACAGGCUGCGCCAAUUAAUCCACCAGUGUGCACAUCGUGGUCGGUGGCUGCAACUUAUUUUUGCCAGUUUCAUCGACUAGAGGCCAAAAAAAAAGCCAAGAGACUUCGGUCUCCGGAUUAAUUUUACUUCCUCCAUAUUGAAUGUCUUCACUUAACUUUAAUGUGCCAUCCUCCAGCAGCUAGAUCAACAUUAUAAUCAUUAUUUUCUGUAAAUCAAUACAGCAAAAAAGAUUUUGAGUGCCUGCAUGUGGUCCAAGUUUUUAAUCGGAAACUGGAAGGCGACUGGCUUCAGCAUGAGUAAAUGUUUACUUACACACUAAUUAUGGUGAGUCAUUAAAAAUGUGAAAAUUUACUACUGAUACCAGUUUGUCUAUCUUGCACUUGAACAUCAAGUGCCUUGGAAUAAAGUUUAGUGAAAUUUGACUAAUUAACAGACAGUCCAUCACAUUUCGUGCCUGAAGAGGUUAUAUUGGAAGUGUAGCAGUUUGGGCUAGUUGCUAUGACAUGACGAUAGUUAUAUCGCGAGAACAGAACGACAACAAAGAGACAAGCGCUCGUGUCCUUCUUGUCUCUUUGUCGUCGUUCUGUUCUUACGCUAUAACAAUCGUCAUGUUAUAUUUGAACCCUUUAAUCCAGCACCUGUGGGUUCUGUGUGUUGCUAUGGGACACUGACUCCCUUGUGUUGGCAAACUGUUAUUCAGAGAAUAAUUGCUGCAUUCCAAAACACUCGAACCUUCGGCCCUAGUUGCAAUGGUUAGGUCACGGUAUGCUACAGACAAGACUGUCUGUAAUGCAGCUGCUUCAAAAGCUUUCCAGGUGAACCCAGCCACCUAUAUUGUUUACUGGUUCACUCAAGCUACAAACUCGCGUUUUAUAUUUCAAGUAUGUUUGACGGGUAGUUCAGUUCACAGUGUUCUCUACACGGAAGCAGGGUGAGGUAAGUAGAUACAAGCAGGUGAACGUAGACUUGCUCCAGCAUUAAAGGAUGACAGGGCUGCACACAUCUGUCAAGUAUGAUUUCGUGUAAGCUUACUUUCCGCUUGCGUGACAGAAGGGCCACCAUCUAUUCAGUUACCAACCACUGAUUACAUUUACAGAUAUGGUCUAGUGCGCCGCAUUAAUCCUUUUGUGAGAUGUGCCAAGGUCUAACUGUGUGAGGUUGAAACAAUUCAAUGUUUAACUACAUAAACAUUAUAAGUGGUCAUGAACUACAGUUAAAAAUAGUUUCCUUUUAACUCAAGAAUGCAAGUUCAGUUUCUAGAAACAUGAAUUCAGCCACACAAGGGUUUGCAUAACUAAAUGAGAGUGUGGCUUUUUAAAGAAUAAGAUUUGCCCCACUGCGGUGGUCUAGUGGCUAAGCUACUCGGCUGCUGACAUGCAGGUCGCGGGAUCGAAUCCCGCCUGCAGCGGCUGCACUUUCGAUUGAGGCGGAAAUGCUGUAGGCCUGUGUGCUCAGAUUUGGGUGCACAUUAAAGAACCCCAGGUGGUCGAAAUUUCCGGAGCCCUCCACUGCGGUGUCUCUCAUAAUCAUAUGGUGGUUUUGGGACAUUAAAACCCACAUAUCAAUCAUCAAUUAAGGAACACCAUUAAUGAUUACUUCAGUAGGUAGGAGCUCUGCAGAAUCUCAUUUUUAACAGCAAACACAGUAUUAAACACAGUAGAUGCAGACAGCACCAUAACAAAAAAUGCAGACAGCACCAUUGCAUUCUAUGUCACAGGAAAAAGUUGCAGAUAUUGGUAUUAAAAGGCCGAUUUUCUUUUUUACGUGACCACAGAAAAUGCUCAUCAGCUUUUAAUGAAUGGGUGUUCGAAAAAUGUCUAAAAGCACUUAUUUGAAGUGGAAACCCAACCAAAACCCACAAAAUUGAGUCCUGCCAAUAGUGAACCUGCUUUUUAGUACCAAAACAAGCCUAUGAGAAUUUUGCCCGAUUCUGUGACGGAAUCCUACUUUACUCAAUUGCAUUAGAAACAAAUUAAACUUAUUUUCUCUAUUGGGUAAGUAACCAGGGCAUGUAAUGGCUCGAAGCUUGACAGGUUGAAUGCUGGCACGUGCAAUGGGUAUUAUUCCAAUUUCCGGUGUGGGCAGCUAAUUUAGCUAUGUUUUGCUGAAUGGCCAUCUUGUAUAUAUUAUUUCAAAACACAGAUAGACAUCAAAAGGAGCAGAUACAGAAACAUGGCAUUGGAAUCCGGAUUAGCACCAGCUACCUGUGACUAAUGACACGUUCCAAUUGGAAGUUGUACGAUUGUGCAGUGUGAACGCCCAAACAAGUGCUGUCCACUGUCCAUUGCAUGGUCUCGUGAAGCAUUGACAACAGUUGCCCGUGUGGGAAAGUGAUGUUUGGUCAAUAGUUGUUGCUCUUGAAAACAUAGGCAGCACGUUCGUAUAAGAAGGGAGUGCGCAAGAUGCGAAAUUGUAAAUGGCUGUUACUGCUACUGCUGUUACUGUUGCAUUACACUACGGCUGUAUGGAGUCACCUACACUUAGGCCUGUAUUCACAAACCAACCUCAACCUUACCUCGAGUUUUCGUUAUCAGUUUUAAGCCUUUAUGCGCUUGAAGAACCAAGUAGGUCCGUGUGCAUGAACCAGUUUCGUUGUUAUCUUUUACCCUGUUACCAUUUCUGAGCUCUUAUAACGCACGUAGAGAGUACAGGAACUUGAGGAAAACGUGAGGUAAGGCCAAGGUUGGUUUGUGAAUAUGGGCUUUGGUGAAAAUAUAUUGUUAUUGUCCGUGUACCCACAGUACCCUACACUGGAAAUGAAGGGCUAUAGAAUAACCCCCACAACGCAACUGCUUCACUUAUCAGCAAUUCUUUUCCAAUAAAGACGAAUAAUGUGUGAAAUUUAAGUUUUAAUAGCAUAACAAUUUUAUUUCCCAUCAUCUCUGGUUUUCUUCCCGAGAGUGCUCGACGUUGUAAUGAUUUAAAACAAGUUAUGAAACCCUGGGCAAGCAUUGCUUUGAAAUUUUCUUUCGCUAAUGUUCACUAUAACUGCUACCCCAACGGGAAGCACUCUUCGAGAGACGCUCUUCGAGAGUGGGUGCCUGAUGAAUCCAUUAUUCCUUGCUGGCUGCUCCAUAGAACUGGAAUGCCAUGGAAACCCCAAAUAUGCAGUGUAAUUGCUGGUUAGUCUACUGUUCAGUUUGAUCUUAUCACAAUGAGAAAAUUGAGAAAAAGGAGUCAGCAAUGUUACUGCUUCGGCUUUUGUACAUAACAUUUUGUUUUUCUUAUAGAGUUGUGUGAACUGUUAUGUCAACAUCGGUAAACAUUGUUUUAACUUGUCAGGGUUGAAAGAGCAGUUCUUUAGGUAGAGACUUACAGUGCUAUAUAUAAAUAUAUAUAUUAUAUAUAAAGCAGUGAGCGUUGCAGGUUAUUUAAGCAAGUUAUGGUUACCGAAUCGUAAAGUGUUAAUGAGAAAAAAAGUUAGCAAAAGUGCCACUUGAAAGCUUGUCGACAGCUGAAUGAGACGCUUCAGGACUUCUGUGAAUUUAUGCUUGCAUGGUUCCACGCUUUCACUUCUUCCAAGCUUACAGUGUUUGCACCUGGCAAGAACUACUUGUGUUUUUUUUUUUCCUGUGACAAGAACCUUAGAAUUUUGUUUCUUAGGAUGCAAGAACAAGGUUGCAAUUUUUUAACAUAAGCUAUGCACGCAGCGCUUGACAGAAUAACUUUUUUUUUUCUGUGUAGUAUUGAAAAGAUGCUGUUGUUUUACUAACAGCUAGCUCAGUAUGCUUUGUACCAUGUCCGAGUCACUCAAGUCAUCUCUUGUUACUUUAAUAAAAGGCCUUGUGUAAUCUU